Molecule: messenger RNA, 9512 nt
Organism: Tympanuchus pallidicinctus (lesser prairie-chicken)
Lineage: Eukaryota; Metazoa; Chordata; Aves; Galliformes; Phasianidae
Product: histamine N-methyltransferase-like
Exons: 7
Coding region: 177-1055 (292 amino acids)
Molecular function (GO): N-methyltransferase activity
Source: RefSeq, a predicted model, not a curated record
CCCACGCAGUGUUUGCAGCCCAGAAUCACAUCCCAGGACCUCCUCCCAGCUGCAACGUCGUGUCCUGGGGUGGGACCAAAGGCACAGAAAGGAAGGCAGUGCAGCACACCACAGUGACGUUACGCAGCACCGAGGGAGCUGCUGCUCACUGAGUCCCAUCACCUCCCGGAUCCAUCAUGGGGUCCCCAAUGAAGAACUUGCUGACAGACCUCAGCCGCUACGUCCGCUGCUUCCAUGUCUUCCUGGCCAAGUCUACUGAGCACCAGACCAUGAAGCAGUUUGUGGAGCAGCAGCUGCCAGGCCUGCUGGCAAGUAUUGGAAGCGGGAAGUCUGCAAUCAAUAUUCUAAGUGUCGGUGGUGGAGCAGGUGAGAUUGACCUGCAGAUCAUCUCAGCUGUGCAAGCCAGUUAUCCAGGUGUCACCAUCAACAAUGAGGUGAUAGAGCCAAGUGCUGAUCAAAUCCUCAAGUACAAAGAACGUGUGGCUGCCACCUCAAACCUCAACAAUGUAAAGUUUACCUGGCAUGAGGAGACAGCUAAUGAAUAUGAAAGGAGAAUGAAGGCAGAAAAGAAGUCUCAAAAAUGGGACUUCAUUCACAUGAUUCAGAUGCUGUACUAUGUGAAAGACAUCCCUGCAAUUAUCCAGUACUUCCACAGCCUCCUGGAUGCACAAGCAAAGCUCCUCAUCAUUCUGGUGUCAGAAACCAGUGGCUGGGAAACACUCUGGACAAAGUAUGGUUCUUCCUUUCCUACAGAUGACCUCUGCACUUUCAUAUCCUCUGCUAAUAUCAAAGGGAUUCUGGAUUCAGUUGGGCUGAAGUACAAGAUCUAUGAGCUUCCAUCCCACAUGGACAUAACUUGCUGCUUUACUGAAGGGGACAACGAUGGGGAACUGUUGCUGGAUUUCUUGACAGAAACCUGUGAGUUUUCAAAAAAUGCUUCUCCUGAACUAAGGCAACAGGUACUGGAAGAAUUAAGAAAGCCGGGAUGCAGUGAAAACAGAAAUGGGAAGGUGUUUUUUAAUAACAACAUGAGUGUGAUAAUGGUUGAGCCCUGAAUUGAGAAAAACGAAUGAUGAGAUAUAAAAUAUUAAGACUUGAAGUAGGGGGAAAAAAAAAAUUCUUUACAAAUGGUUCAAUUUACAUAGUUUAUUUUUUGGAGUCUGUUAAGAAAUCAUUACUAACAUCUGCUGUUGUAAGUGAUCUUUAAAAGCGAGAUUAAUUCUGUAGUAAUCUAUGAAGGUGUAACUCAGCAGUAAAUUGUGUUUUAUCAUGUGGAUAUGGUAUAAUCAGAUAUAACUUGGAUCAUCAGCUCAAACACUGCAGAAACCAGACCACUUCCUCUGGCUGAUGGUUAAGAAAUAAUCAAGAACUAUACAUGAUUAUGUCAUAUGCAUUUAAAAACUCUCAGCAAAGUACACAAAUUACAGCUUCUCAGUGCCACUUUCAAGACCGGAGCCUUGAAACAACCAACUGCUUGGGUGGCUGCUGAAUAUGUUGAGUACCUUAAGCUUGUUGUGACUUCAAGAUCUCAUGUCUCCAGUUACCACGAAAGUGACCUAAACCUUCUGCAUGUGUGACAUUUGCCUGCUCCUGCCUCCACGUGCAGCUCUGUGUGAUAGCACUGCUUUCCCAUUGCUGUAUUUUCACUUUACUCUUAUGAUAUUGCAACAACAGUGUCCUUUCCCUGUGGUUCAUAUAUAUGGCAGCUACACAUGCUGGGCUGUAAAAGCACUUUGGGUACUGGGUCCAUACUGGUACUGAAAGAUGGAAGCAAAUAAAGGUGGUCAUGGCAGAGGAUUGUUGACAGCCAAACUGGAGGAGUGGAUUUCACUGGUGCUAAGCCUUGGUUAGGAAUCAGCUAUUGCUGUAAUGGAGGGGCUUUUUAUUUUUUGUUAAAAACAUAGGCUUUCUGGUUGUGGCCUAUGACUAGCUCGGCUGCAAAGGGCCAUGCUCAUGUUUUGAGCUUUAUAACUUGGAAGACAUAAAAUCAACCCUGAAGCUGAAGUGACAAAUUUCAGUGGGAUUUCUUUCCUUGUCUGUGGAAUCUCGCCAGGUCAAUCUAUCCAGAACAUGGUAGAAGAUGUCCAGCAAAAAUGUACUUCUCUUCCCCAGCCCUUUCACCCUCUGGGGCUGUCUCUGCUCUGGUAACCAAUGUAUUUGUUUUGCUGAAUGCUUUCAUGGUUUUAAGAAGUGCAGCGUUCUCUACGAGGUGCAACGCAGAGUGGAAUGCAAUACAGCCGCUUGGAUGACUUUAAUAGUCUGAAUGCUUGGUGUAUCCAGGGGGACAGGUGUGAUGUCUGCCAUUGAAAUAGCUCGGUUCAGUGUGAGAACGGUGUACUUUAGCUAAUGCUUCAGUGGCAUGAAAUAAUGUUUUAUUUCUACAUAUGUAUUUCCAAUAUAAUGUGGAUGAUUGAAGAUUUGAGGUGAUUUACAGGAGAAUGCAUCAGACAUUAAUACCCAUUUCUGUUCAUUUUAGGCUGAAUUAUUUGAAACGCACACUUUGCCUAGUGAUCAAAUAUUAAUUCCAGCGUGUUUUAGAACAUUUCCACAGCAUUUCUCCACUGUUGAACAGAAUAAUAUCUAUUGCCACUUUCAUAUAGAUUCCUGCAUUAGGAGACCUCGGAACAUCUAUAAGCUGCUACAGUGAUGUGCCAGAAAGGGAUAGAAAGAAAAUCUCUCAUUAGGACAGAUUCCUGCACGCGCCUCUAAUGGAAAACAAAUUAAAGCUGCAGCUAUUUCCAUAGCACUUUUGUGUCAACGACCUCUUCUAAGUGGUGCUGGUGGAGGCAAUGACCUCUGCAUAUUGCCACACUGACCCUGGAAGAAGUGAUGUCUCUUUUGGAGGCCCUAAGAUGCCAUAACAAAAGAAAAAGCCUAACAACAACAGGGGCUGCAUAGCCCAUUCUGUGAUUUUUCACAGGUUCAAAAUAGCAGAAACAGGCAUUUUAGAGUUUUCUGGGGAGGGCUGUUCUGAAAAUUUGGGAAUGGUCCCACCUCACGGUUGAGCAGGAAAAGAAGGUAAACAACAGAGAGGAUCUGAAGGGACGAGAGAGGAUAUGAGCAAAAAGGGAAGUGGAAAGGUGAUUCAGAAGAUGAGAAAUGGAGCGCUUGAUGGGUGUGUGCCUUUAAAUGCAGCCUUGUUUCAAAGCAGAUUUCACUGGGGAAAUGGCACCGUCACCCAAGCUGGAGAGGAAAACUCCUUAUCUCCACACUGUCGGAUCCUCUGCCAUGGUUUUGAGUACUGAGGAGAACUUCAUUGAAAAAAAAGGGAGAAAAUGCAGUGAAGUUCAUUCUGCAUAGGUAGUUGCUUCUGUUGGGCUGAGGGAAGGCUGAAUUACAAAAGAAAACAUAAGGAAUGUAUUGUUUUUCAUUUUAAAUCUGUAACACAAACAUUUCCAAAAAGUAAAUGCUGCCAGUAUUAUUUAGUAGGAAAUGAGUGCGGGGAAAGACAAUUUUAUAUUCAUUUUUUUAAAAUAAAUCUCUCUUUUGUAUAUCUCUCAAAUGCUUUCCUAAUAGCCUGAAGCGCCACAUUUUCAUGUGAGCAUCACCCUGAAUUGCACGGCACGAUGCUGCUGUUCCAGAGCAGGCCUGGGGAGUCUGACCCCAACACAGACUGGGGUUUUGUGUGGCAGUUUUGAUCUUACUUGCAUGCUCUCCACAUGGAAUUAUCUGCUUUCCUCUCAAAAAGCCCACCUUAUCUCAGCCAGCAGCCUUCUCUUCUAAAGGCACGUUUCCAGACUUCACUCUUUGCAAACCCUUGGGGGCCAGUGGGCCAGGUCUGCCUUGCUCACAUGCCUGCAAGCUGCAUUUAUACCUAUAAGGUGUAAUUAUAUGCUUUUUGCACAGGUUUGCUAAGAGCAAUGGCCUUACACUGUCAUAAAGCAGGCUGAAACACAAAAGGCUUCAGGCAGCUCGUGUUAAAGACACAUCAGUAAGGAUCCUGGUCUUCUCAGGUACAUCCUUCCUGCAUCACAUACAUCUGUGCGAGCAGCUUCAGGUCUGUGCCUUUAAAUCAUACCUAGGAAAAUAUUCUCGCUGCUCUGUUAAUUACAACAGCAAAUUGAACAAAUGUACUUACAGCUCAGUUGCUGUCGCCAUUUCUACAUCAGUGUAAUUCAUGCUUGUAGCCCAUGAUAGGAUUUUUAAUGUCAUUACACAGUAGGGCAAAGUCUUCAUUUUUAAUAAAAAUACAAAUGCUAAAAUGAAAUGGAUUAAUAUCUAAUUUUACAUCUUCAUUUACAUGAUGUGCAAAAUUAUCUUAAAUAUUUGUUAUGGAUGGAGUGGCUUUCCACCAAUUUAAGCUUUUUUCGAACUGGAGAAUGUUAACAUAAAUUGUAGCAUAAAUCAUUGCCUUGUAGAGUACCAGAAGGCGCAUAUAAAAACCCAUAUCUUUACUGCACAUAUUUCCCAUUAACCAUAAUCUAUUAGUAAUUGAAGUUCAUUACAAAUUCUUGUAGACUUUAUUGCUAUCAUGCUGCAUGACAUAGUGAACCUGGCUUGCAUAACAAGAAGUCCUUGCUGGGAAAUAUCCUAUUAACAAUGACAGUGCAUUUGUCAUUGCGAUAAUAAAUCCAAGAGCUGCCUGUAGAUUAUAAAUUAUUGCGGCGCCAUUUCCACUGUUGUAGUUUAAAAGUUUUGUCAGCACUUCCAUUUUAAAGCCCUGCUUUUCAGGGAGUUAUAUCUUGACCAUAAAAAUCUGCAACGAGAUGAAACUCAGCUUACAAGUUCUCAGCCUGAGAGCACGUUUCUUUUCCCAGCACCAUUCCUACUUCAUCCACAUGAAAGACUGAGAAGCAAACUCCGUGGUUGUGGAAGAUUUUUUUUUCUCUAUUUGCUUAGCUUCUAAUUGGAAAAAAAAAAAACCAGGCCAUUUGACAAGUAAUUUGUCCAUAAUCUUAGAAUUUAAAAUAUAACAUGGCAAAAAAGAUGGGAGCUCACUGAUUUUCACAACUGAAAAGCCUCAGACCUCAUCUCCAGGACUUUGGGGAUGCAAUGGGCAAGUCUUGGUUCUUUUCAAAGGAGAAACUGAAAAGGAAUGAUGUUGCCUGCCUUGCAAAGGUGUUUUGAGGAUUAAUUAUGAGUUGAAAUCCUGGCAUCCACUCAAGUCAUCCUCCAUCAUGUCUAUACAAUUCUUUGAGCUUUAUGUAUGCUUUAAGUGUUAUUAAAAGAAAAUUGCCACAGAGUUGAACUUUAAGUGUUAAUUAUGACUGGAGAUAUAAAUGACAUCGGGUCAAACCUUUCCCAAUUUAACUCCGUAAUUGACUUCAGCUCGUUACACCAAGGGAGAUCUGGCUAACUGAAUGCAUCUGCCUAUGAUAUUUCUCUGCUGCCUAUAGCAAUGUAUCUAAUUAGCUGGACGUAAGCAUUAUGCUUCAAUGACUUCUAAAUACAGUAGGGUGAAGCCUUCACAUCCCUAAAAUGACCUGGAAAACUUUCCUCCCACCAGCAAGGCAGGGUUUUCUCUUCAUCCUUCAAUACAUGUCCUGUCUUGAAGUACUGCUUGUGUUUUCAUGGAACUGAAAAUUGAUUUUGCUGUGAAUAUGGUGAUCAUAUUCACAUCUUUUCACAUCCGAAGUAUCUUCCAUGUCAAAAUGUCCCUAAUUGUUUUAAAUCUUGAUAUGCAAACUGCUGAGGUGCAGCAAUCUCCUGGUUGAGAUUCAGCAGCUGUUGACUGCAUUUCAGCACCAUUUCACAGAGAUUUACAGUGGCUGACACCAAUGGAAGCAAAUACACGGAGAAGCAGAAAGCAAACACUGGAGCUGGCACUGCACUGGUGUGGGCAUUACCACCACAUCUCCUCUGGCCAACAUUACUGCCAGAUUGAUGCUUUCCUCAUUCUUAGAAGUGGUGGGAUGUGGUUUGGGUCCAAUAGUGGCUGAAGAUGAGUCCUGGUGCCCAUCACUGACCCAGCACAUUCCACAACAUGGACUAGUGAUAGGAAAGAGUGCUUGGGACCAGCUUUGAUGCUGCAGUCCUACUUGUGUACUCCAUCACAAUAGUGAUGACGAGUGGCUCUUCUACAACACAUGAAGUCAGCCUUCAUUACCUUGCACUCCCCAAGUAUUUAGAGUUUCCUUGCACCUCAAAAGCACUUCACCAAUGGCCUCUGCUAUCCACUAUAGUCUGUAUGACAGGUGGAACUGGAUCUGAUGGGUGUGAGGGUAUCUUCUCUCCUUUUCUUUCAUUCCUCCUUUCACUCCCAGGUGAAUGAGGAUAAGAUGCACGGAUGUAUGGACUCAGGGUGGUCCUGGUGUGACUCAGAAUGGUGAUGUUAUUCGAAAGCAGUGAACUGCUCUAAAUAAGCACUGGAAAAAUGACCAUGGCAUGUUACGGAUUUCUUACUCUGUUUUAUAUAUUCUGCUUGUUUUGUAUGUUUGGGCCUGAAGCCAAAAAAGACCCUACACCAAAAAUCAAACCAAGCCAAACCCCAAACCCCACAAACAAUAAACAAAAACAGCCUCACAACCAAUAAACAAACAGCCAAUUAAUGACUCUUUGUUUGCCUUAAGCCUAAACCAUAUCAUCCUUUGAUGUUGUCAUUCCCAAUUUGAAAUUCAUAAAUCUCAUAGCAUUACUUUCCAGUACAAAUAGAAUACCGGGCCCCAGUAUCUUAAUGCUACAAGUAGGUAUUGAUAUUUUAUAACAGAGUGACUUUGCAGAGGUGUCAAUGAGAUAUUUCUUUUGGUGAGGAUAAACAGAAUAUUUGCCGUCAUAAUUAAUUUCUUUGUUUUCUUACAGAAAACAACAUUUUGGGAGGCUAUUUUGAGGAUCAGGUACAUUACUGUGGAUCCUGGCGGAGAUGAAUUAGUGGCUGUAGUAUAGGUGAUCUUGCCAGCAAUGAAUAGCAAUGCAAUUUAUCAUACGCUCCCGUAAUUUAUCUCGUGACUAUAUAUUAGAUUAGAUAAAGACAGAAAGACAUGAGAAUUGAAUUGACUGAACUAACACUGUAAGCUUACACCUGGUUUUAUUGAGGCUGACAGGGAGAUUUCUGUUGCCCACAUUGCAAUCAGCAUUCAGCCUCACAUUUUUAAUUUGCUUUGAAGUCUGAUCUUGUCCAGCAACAAGAAAAAGGCAAACUCCACAUUAAAGAGUUUGUUAAUCAUCUCUGUUAAUUCAUAGCCAAUACAAAUUUUUCUCCAGUGUGUACUCCAUACUCAAUCAUUUCAGAGUGGUAGUUAUAAAAGAAACUGUUGAAGCUUAAAAAUAACUGCAAUAAGCAACUGUGAAACAGACACAAACACUCAUUACGGGCUACCCCAUUUUCAAGGUAAAAAAACAGUGGUUUAUUUUGUUCCCUUCCAACAGAAUCCAUGCUUCAAAAUCCACUUUUCAUACCAAAUCAGUCUGUCUGUAAGACAAACUGUCUGCAGCCCAGAGUGUUUACCUACACAAAGAGAUAUGCUAUGCUGCCUGCAAAUUCUGUAACACCACAGCUAUGGUCUUUGGGCUCGUUGCAAACCAGUGAUGGAUAUCUGUUCCUCUGCAUUGCUUCCCUAUCAUAUCUCUUUGUCCUGCUGCUAUAAUCGAUCACAGAUUUUUCCAUCAGGCUUUGUGUCAGGCUGGGAUAGUGAACAUGACUUGCUUAGAACAAACUGCUUCAAAACGUACCAAGCUGAGCUCAGGAGUCAAACUGCUCUAAAAAUGAUUGUUUUGGGCACGUCUGUGAGUCCCAUGCAGUACCAGGAAGUCAUUAAUGUGCUUUGAUGUUAAGGGUUUGGGAUUGCUAUUCUCUAACUAGGAAGCCUGCCGCAGACAUCUCUGCACUGUGGAGCUGGGUUUUAAAUAAUGAGCAUUGCCUGCCUCUGCAUUUUCCUGGUUCAGAAGGAAAUUGCAGCAUGGGAGUCAGUAGCUGGGCCUGGAUGAAUUUGCACAUAAAUUUGGGGAUUCAAGUUACAAAGUCACACUCAAGCUUUUGUGUUAGGCACUUUCUGCUUGCUAUCAGGAACAAAAAGGAAUGAAAGCAGAACAGCCAUCUCUGCUCUGCAUAGAAAUAUAUAUUAAAGAUUCACAUUGCUUGGUCUUCAUAGGAGAACUAAGCUAUCAGUUCCUGACUUUAAAAGCUCUCCCGGGAUUACUGUUUGUUUUUAUAGUGCCUAGCACAAUUGGGUCCUCUUGGUUGGUGGUUUUUUGAUGCACCUGUAGUAAAAAUAGCACAGGAUUUUAUUUAUUUAUGUUUAUGUGAAGGAAAGAACAUUACUUAUGGAAGAGAAAUGUAAGGACUCGAUCCAGAUUUGACUAAGGAAGUUUGGGAUUUGUUGUCUUGCAGGUAAACCUCCUGAGCUGGGCAAAUGAUGUAAACCAUUGGGGAGCUGGCCCACAUGACAGAGGAGGGUAGUGCAAAUUACCUAGGAAAACCUAAUUCUGGCAUGAUUUAUAGAGAGGGUACAACCUCCCUGUAGCCAGGAAAGGGACACAGAUGCUGUGGUUUCCUGUUCAAAUAGCUUAUGGACAUGUAGGGUCAUUCAUCACACAUUGCUGUAGAUCCCAGGCCAACAUAUAUAAAAGGCUCCCUCACAGCAAACACAGCUUUCUCAUCUCCCAUCUGCCUGCACCAGCCCUGCUAAUUACUUCCCUUCUCAUUACCGUGUUGGCUACAGCUCACCUCCAAGCCAUGUUGAUGUGCCCCAAGGGUUGCCUGUGCUAUCAAAAUAAGCCCAGGAGUUAUUGCUGGUUAAGCUCAACCUCUGGAUGAUUACAAUUCCAUUUGGAAAGCAAACUUGCUCCAAAACUGUGGGAUUUUUUCAGUUUGCUUUUUAGUUAAAAUAAGAGGUGCUACAGCUCAGUUUCUCAUCUAUAUAUGGCUGUAGAUGAAUGGUGUUUGAGUUUUUUAUCUAGGACAUGUACCUCUGCUUCAGAGGAAGAGGUCCAGGGUUGUAGAUCAGUGGCCUGGGCCAGAGGGAAGGGGUAGAAGUGUCACAGAAUAGAAUCAUAGAAUCAUUAAGGUUGGAAAAGACUUCUAAGAUCGUCUAGUCCAACCAUCCACAUACCACCAAUUUUGCCCACUAGUCUCUAUGUAUUUUGAUCUGUUGGACCAUUUGCAACCCAGCCAGUGCCAUAAAACGAUGCUCAUCCAAACCCUCACCCUUGCUCCAAAAGAAAGGCAAAAACACUGAAAGCAAUCCCAACCUCAGGGCAGCAGAAAAAGUACAGUGAGAAUGCUGUGAUUCAUAUCCGAAACUGCAGCUUUUGCCCACCACGUGCCACAUCACUGCUGAAGGCUUUGGGGGCUCACAGCUACACAGAACACUGGGGAUGGAGAAGGACAUCACUGCAGUGAGAAUUCGGAGAUCAGUUUAAGAUCCCCCCAAAAUUGCUGAGUGCUCUUUUAAACACAUCAGCAAGUUCCUGGCUGUACCAGCACAAAAAGAGUAGGGAAUCGAAAAUUGUGUAACAGAGUUUUAAUUGCUAUUCCUCUUUUACUUUCCUAGAAAGCAUUAAAAUUUAUGAUGUGCCCAAAUGACUGACGCUUAAAAAAUGCUUCUGAUUUUAUUUUUAUACUCAUUGUGGCCCUU